Messenger RNA from Uloborus diversus, 1267 nucleotides. RefSeq names its product glycine receptor subunit alpha-2-like. NCBI's taxonomy places the organism in Eukaryota, Metazoa, Arthropoda, Arachnida, Araneae, Uloboridae. Gene Ontology annotation, biological process: nervous system process; chemical synaptic transmission; chloride transmembrane transport. The record is from RefSeq and is a predicted model, not a curated record. Gene Ontology annotation, molecular function: chloride channel activity; extracellular ligand-gated monoatomic ion channel activity; transmembrane signaling receptor activity. Gene Ontology annotation, cellular component: membrane; neuron projection; synapse. The coding region runs from base 47 to 1267 and encodes 406 amino acids. The transcript has 8 exons.
GGGUUCUGCCUUAUCCUUGAUUCUCCAGAUCAUUGCCGUCUUGAAAAUGGUGUGGUCUCAGAGCUUAGAUUUCAACAGUAUUUUGCCUGUAAAUCCAAAAGAGUAUGAUAACUUACAGCCUCCUAGAGGAAAUGGCGAAGCAACAGUCGUUAGGUUCCACAUAACAGUCCUCAGCAUAGACACCAUAGAUGAAGGCUCUAUGACGUAUGUGGCAGAUAUUUUCAUGUCCCAAAGCUGGAAGGACCACCGACUUAGACUGCCGGAGAACAUGACUAUGAAAUAUCGUCUGCUACCUGUCAAUUGGCUCAAAAGGAUGUGGAGGCCUGACUCCUUUUUCAGGAACGCCAAGAGGGUCACCUUCCAGGAAAUGACCAUUCCAAACCAUUAUAUAUGGUUGUAUAGCGACAAAACAAUUCUUUAUAUGGUCAAAUUGACGCUGCUCCUUUCUUGUGCCAUGAAAUUUGAAGCUUAUCCACAUGACAGCCAGACGUGUACCUUAAAGAUCGAAAGUUUGUCGUAUACUACAGACGAUUUGGUAUUCGAUUGGGAAGACGAAGUGCCAUUAGUUGUAGAUGAUGCCAUAGAGCUCCCUCAGCACAAUCUGGUAGAAUCGAGGCUUGGAGAUUGUACCAAAGUCUAUUCCACCGGAAAUUUUACAUGCAUCGAGGUGCUGUUCACUUUGAAGCGGCGUCUAGGGUACUACAUGUUCCACACCUACAUCCCCACCUGCCUGAUCGUCAUCAUGUCCUGGAUCUCAUUCUGGAUCAAGCCAGAAGCCGUUCCCGCCAGGGUCACCCUCUGUGUCACAUCUCUGCUCACUUUGUCGACCCAGCACGCCCAAUCUCAAAAGUCCUUGCCUCCUGUCUCUUAUAUUAAGGCCAUCGAUAUCUUCAUGUCUUCGUGCACAGUUUUUGUCUUUGCAUCACUCAUGGAGUACGCCCUCGUCAACAUCUUGCUGGGAGAGGGAGCGCCAGACGACUAUUACGGAAUGGAUGAUGACGGCCGGCCCAAUCCUUCGCCACAACAGCAGCAUUGUACAGUAACUAAGAACAUUAGAAAUGUUGUUGUGGUACCAAAAGCACAGGAGGGAUCACCACCUGUUCCGAAUGGCACGAAACCAAAAAAUGUGUCAUCCAGUUAUCGCCACAACAGACAUCGCCACAGGGCCAUACUAGUAGACAAGAUUUCCAGGGUGAUUUUCCCUUUGUCUUUCGUGAUAUUGAACACUGCUUACUGGUCGGUCUAUUUAGAUUUCGGCGACCUCUAG